CCCACCCGCACCCCUUCACCGUUGGGCCCUUCCUCCCCGCCGCCCCGGUUUCCUAGUGGCUGUUGACGUCUGUCUGGCGCGCCUGACUCCACGGCCUGUUAACGUCCUUCCGUGUUAUGGCUUCCUUGUAGUGAAAGGGCGCGGUAGCUCCGGCCGCGAUGAGCUUGGUGCUGAGGAACCUGCAGCGGGCGGUGCCCCUGAGGCGGGCGCGGCUCCGCGAGAAGGUGCAGGCGGCGCGGAGAGCCCUGGGGGUGCAGCGCUUCGACCUGGGGGUCGUCUGUGUCGACAACAGAAAGAUUCAGCAGAUUAACAGAAUCUACAGAGACAAAAAUACCCCAACCGAUGUGCUUUCCUUUCCAUUUCACGAGAAUCUGAAAGCAGGCGAAAUUCCCCAGCCUGAUUUUCCAGAUGACUAUAAUUUAGGAGACAUUUUCCUGGGAGUGGAGUAUAUCUUCCAGCACUGCCAAGAAAAUGAAGAUUACUAUGAUAUCCUGACUGUGACUGCCAUCCACGGGCUCUGUCACCUGCUGGGCUUCACACACAGCACGGAGGCCGAGUGGCGGAAGAUGUACCAGAAGGAGAAGCAGGCUCUCGAGGAGCUGAGCGGGCACACAGGGACCAGGCUGCAGCCCCUGAGCAGGGGCCUCUUCUGACCGAAGUGCCACAGUGUGGAUGGGAAGUGGGUACCCCCCCGGGCCCCAGGGACCAGGGCUCCCCACGCUGAGGUCCCCGCUGGCCACUGCUGGCCUGCUGCACAAGUGCCAGCCCUAGCAGGCGCUGAAUUCCACGAGUGGAACUUGCUUCUUAAAACACGAGAGAAAUUUUCACUCAUUUCUUUGUUCAGGACACAGUAGGUGUGUUAUUUUCAGUGUUGUAAAUAAAAUAGUUGCAAGUG
Messenger RNA from Balaenoptera acutorostrata (minke whale), 895 nucleotides. RefSeq names its product ybeY metalloendoribonuclease (gene YBEY). Gene Ontology annotation, molecular function: metalloendopeptidase activity. The record is from RefSeq and is a predicted model, not a curated record. Gene Ontology annotation, biological process: rRNA processing. Lineage: Eukaryota; Metazoa; Chordata; Mammalia; Artiodactyla; Balaenopteridae. Bases 159 to 653 code for a protein of 164 amino acids. The transcript has 5 exons.